AUGAGUAUAGGUUCUGGAGAUGCGGUAGAGGAAAUACCGCUAGAAAUUGAGGAUUACUCCUGCAAUACAUACUUUGAAGAUAUUGUAGGGGAAAUUGAACGUUAUCUCGUGGAGGAAUUCCGUACACGACCAGAAUUACAGCGUUUUCUUUCCAUUCCACAACUUUCUCAAAAUACAAAUCAAUCCAUUACUACUAAUACUACUGAUACUACUGGAGAGAUAGUAUUAGGACGUAAUUUCUUAGUGGGUCGUCGUCGUAAUAAUAGUAGUAAUAAUAAUAAUCAGAGUAAAGAAGAUAUGUCUGAUAGUGAAGGCAUUGCGGUGGAGAUUCAUAUAUGUGGUUCACAAGAAAAAGAACAUGAAUAUGAACAACAUCCGAUAUUUCGUCUUUUUUCACUUCCUAUUUUUUUUCUGGCACGUAGUACCACAACAGCCUCAUCCUAUCACACCAGUGAAUCUUCUUAUUAUCUUUCGCUUCUUACAACGGCGGUGAGUCGAGUGAUGCGGGGUCCUUUCUCUUUACAUUUUGGUAAAGAUCCUUCCCCUAUUCCUUCCCCUUUUUUUUACGCUAAUGGUACCGCCCCAUGUUUUGUUUCUAUUGGAGAUCAUUAUGAAUUAGCCUUUACAGGUGUCUCUCCACCAUCUAUGAUAACAGAAUGGGGAGGAGGUAAUAAUAAUAAUAAUAAUAAUAAUAGUGAAAAUGGAAAGUUACAACAAGUUAUUUCUCAACCUGUAGUAAAGUGUCGAUUUCAUUGUAGGGCUUAUUCACAUCCACCGCAGUGGUGUCAACGUGUUGCGGAUUAUCUAGAUAUCUUUCAAUUACAAAUUGGUCCACAAAGUCGUAUUUGUACAGAUAUUUUUGAUGGUAUAUCUAUAUCACUUCGACGAACUUUUCGAUUAAAACUACCACGACGAUUUUCACCAUAUCAUACAGAAGAAUUAAAACCAACGGUUGGUGGUAGAGGAAAUACAUUAACAUGGGAUGAAAUUUUACAAUUUGAAAAUGAAAUUAUGUUACUUUCUGCUGGACCAACGACUUUUCCUUUUGGAACUGGUACCGCACCAUUACGUGGUGUUUUGUUUUCUUUUCAGUGGAAUCAAUUACAUGAUACGGAAGUACAUGAUGAUGGAAAGAAAAAUUCAAAUUUAAAUCCUUUUGGAUCCGAUGGGGUUAAGACACAGAAUAAAUUAACGAUUAAAGCCAUUGCAAUACCAAAAAAAGAAUGUGAAUUAAAUCAUACAGCGUGUAAAAGUCUUUCAGAGUAUGCAUAUAUGGUGGUGGAAGAUAUCUCUUCUGAAAAAAAUUUAUCACCAGCAACCGAUAUAUCACCAACUCUUGAUGUUAUGGCAAAUGAAAUUAUUUAUAGUCAUACUGUAAGUCUUUCAGGGCAAAUGAAUCUUCUUAAACGAUUAAUAAAUAAUGAUGAAGCUGAAGAAGGAGAAACCAAUUCUUCUAAUAGUGAUAUUCGUAAAGUAUAUUUCCCAGGUUCUCUUUUAUGUCGUUUUGCUUAUGUUUGUGCUAAUCGUUUAGAACUUGCACGAGAUGUUUAUACCUUAUGGAUGUUAGUUGUGGAUCGUCUGAGGGAUCUUCUUGAGGGAGGAGGUGAAAGAGAUCAUUCAUUGCAGCAACUUAUUGAUACUAUAGGUAUACCACCAGUUGAAGAAAUUGAUCAUGGACUUCCAUUACUUGUUCAAAAAUUUCAAUUAUUGUCUUAUUGUGCGAGAAGGAUGUUGCGUGAAAAUGCAGUCCCUAUCUCUUCUUGUUUUCCUAAUACUACUACUAUUUCUACUACUACUAGUGGUAAAGGAGGUAGUAGUAGUAGUCAUAAUAAUAAUAGUACGGCACAUACUCGUUCAAAACAUUCAGUGGAUGGUUGGGAUGAAGAUACAGAUGAGUUAUUCUCAUGUGAAACAGGGGAUUCAACAGUAGAGACUCGUGAUUCCACAAAUGAUGCUGUUACGAAUGUGAAAAAACGACUUAUCACGAAUGGUGAACCUUUGAUAGAACCACCAGCUCUUCCUACUCCACCCUGUACAUCAGAUGUUCUUUUAUUAAAAGCACAAGAAUUACAAAAUCUUGGUACAGCUUCUGUAGGACAACAAAUGCGUGCUUGGAUGCAAAGUGAAGGACUUCUUAAUGAUAUGUGUUUAUUCCUUUAUGCUAAUAAAGCACAUGAAGGACGUGUGGUACGCUUUCCAGAUUUUGUUCACUGGCAUAGUCCACGUGACUUUAUUCCCCCUUCAGAUGAGUCAAACUAUAAUACAGGUAAUGUAGAAGAAGAUGAUAUGUAUUUAUCAGAACGAAUGCGACGAAACUCUGGUAGUGGCUCAUCCAAUCUUUGGUGGCCACUCUGGAGUAAAGCUAUUCCACGAUCACCGGAAGAAAUAAUGGCUCUUUCAUUUGUUCCACAUGAACAGGCAAGACUUAUUAUUCGAUGGAUGGAAAAAGAUCUUACCCCAGAUACCCUUCUUAUUGAAACUAUUCAUGCAAACUUUAGUAAUUCAUUACAUCGUAUUCUUUCUCAUCGUUGUGUUGAAAAUAAUCAUGCCAUUAAAUCUUAUGCGAUAAGUAAAGUAGAUGCUAUUACUAAUGCUCUUGGAGGUAUUUCUCAACUUGAAAGUUCAAGUAUAGAUCCUGAAGAUCUACGAACUACAUAUGCUAUGACUAUUCGUCAAAUUGGAGAACUUGAGACCUCAUUAUGUGCUGCCAUGACAAUUGAACGUUUAUUAGGAACGGUUCAACAACAACCCAGUGAAUCAACAAGUACGGAAGAAUUAUGUACCACAAUGGGAAAAUUUGCUGCUGCCCUUUCAUCUCCAAGUGAAGAACAAGAAGAUCCUACUGGACUUACAUUACGUGAGGCAUUCUUAUCAUGGGAUCUUUGGCAUCGAGGAGGUAUUGCAGAACGUUUUCCAGAAAAUGAUCAAAAACCCAUUUCAAUGCUAUUACGUGCUACAUGUAUGGCAGAAAGACCUCUUAACACCACAGCAUGUUUUCAACAAAUGACGGCUGAAACAGAUGAUUCCGAUGUAUUUCGUAUGGCCCUUGCAAUAUCAGAAGAGGUUUUGUAG
Messenger RNA from Trypanosoma theileri, 3072 nucleotides. Its product is annotated as kinesin. Gene Ontology annotation, molecular function: GTPase activator activity. The record is from RefSeq and is a predicted model, not a curated record. The transcript has a single exon. The coding region runs from base 1 to 3072 and encodes 1023 amino acids. Gene Ontology annotation, biological process: positive regulation of GTPase activity. NCBI's taxonomy places the organism in Eukaryota, Euglenozoa, Kinetoplastea, Trypanosomatida, Trypanosomatidae.